CAGACAGAUGCUUGAAGGUAUUAGUCUCGCAUAUUUUUAUUCAUAAUUUUCUCGGAACACUUUCGUUUAACAAUGUGACUGUGUGUUUGUUGUUUUUGUGAAUCAAGUUAAAUUGUACGUUGCAUUCAAAAAAUGAGGGAAACUUUUCCAUUGAAAAAAUUAUUUAAAUUAAACGAUUGGCAUAAAAUGGUAUUCUUUAAAUUAAAUGAUGCAACCGUUAAAGAUCGUUAUAAAACAAUCAAAUACAGCAUUAAAUGGGUAAACAAAACAUCUUACACAAAUGAAUCCACACCCUUUCAACAUUUGAUGCAAUAAAUAAGUUGCCAAUUAAAAUUUUGUGCGUGAAUUUCGUUGGUGAACAAUUUUCUUUCCAACACAGAAAAAAUAAUAAUUCAGAAACACAAGUGACAGCAAAAAAUUUUAAACAAAGAUUUAAAUAAAUAAGUUUGGUGUUAUUCAUCACGAUAUCGUUUCCUCAAACAUAAAGAACAUACAAAUUCAAUGCAAGUUUCUACCAGAGGUCAAAAGAUGCACAGAGAAAAUGAAAUCCGAAUAAAUGUAAAAAACCGUGUAAUGUAUAGAAAGCAUCAAGUUCGAUUCAUUUGAAGAAAAAAAAACAGUAUUGUUUUCAAAGAGCUAUACUUCAUUUUGGCCACACCAAAAGGGACGGAAAUUAAUCCGUAGUGUAUUUGUGUGUAUACUAAAACGGAUCCAUAUUAGCGGUAAGUGGAAAACCACAAUAGCCAAAUGAUGGUGCAUUCAUCCACAAGCGAAUGGUCUGAGCUGCGGUCGGUCAUCACACAAUCACUGAUCGAAUUGAGCGAUUCGAUUAAUACAGUAACCGAUUCAUGGUCAACCGAAUUCAACAAUGAUACAAAUGCAACAGCGGCCACCACGCCAAUCAAUACCGAAGAAGUGUCGUACAAAGGCUAUCAAUAUCGACCCGAAACAUAUAUCGUACCCAUUAUAUUUGGCAUCAUUUUUUUGGCCGGUCUUAUGGGCAACGGAAUGCUAAUAGCCGUUAUUAUUAAACAUCGGGCCAUGCGAAAUGUACCCAACACGCAUAUUUUGUCGCUGUCGAUAGCAGACCUAAUAUUAAUAUUGACGGCUGUACCAUUUGUAUCCGUUGUGUAUACGGUAGAAUCGUGGCCUUGGGGCGAUCGAAUGUGCAUACUAUCCGAAUUUAUGAAAGAUUUUUCGACAGGUGUUUCAGUAUUUACCUUGGUCGCAAUGUCGCUUGAUCGAUUUGUCGCCAUCGUAAAUCCGUUGCGAAGAUUUCGUGGCACUGGUGUUUCUGGUAAACGUACAACGCUUGCAACCUUUAUAAUUGCCGCAUUUAUCUGGAUGUUGGCAAUUAUAUGUGCAAUUCCAGCAUUGAUUGGAUCCAAUGUGAAGUAUGCGUAUGUCAACAAACAUACAUCGUUCAAGUACUGUUAUCCAUUUCCAGAAGAAUGGGGACCCGACUAUCCGAAGGCCGUUGUCUUGGCCAAAUUUUUGGUUUAUUAUGCAAUUCCAUUAGUAAUUAUUGGACUAUUUUAUAUUAUGAUCGCUGUACAUUUAGCCUACGGUGCUGGUGUUCCUGGUGAAAUGCAAGGCGCUGUGCGACAGGUAAAAGCCCGACGCAAAGUGGCCAUCACAGUUAUAACAUUCGUCGUAAUAUUCUGCAUUUGCUUCUUUCCACAACACGCUUUUAUGCUUUGGUUUUAUUUCAAUAAAAAUUCACACGCAGAAUACAACACCUUUUGGCAUGUUUUACGUAUCAUCGGAUUUUGUUUAUCGUUCGGAAAUAGUUGCGCCAAUCCAAUUGCAUUGUAUUUUGUGAGUGCUGCAUUUCGAAAACAUUUUAACAGGACGUUUAGGUUUUUACUCUGUAAAGGUCCACGUAAGCCAGUAAGGAAUCAUAUGUCAUUGACGAGCACAAUAUCGCGUCGUUAUCCAUCGAAACGCUACUGUCAACAGACGAUGUUAGGCAGUUCGAGGCAACUACAAGAGACAACCAUCACAAUAUUUCCAAAUGGAAAUAAUAACUAUGGCAUCGAUAUGGAUAAACCAAUUCCAGAAUAAACGUCCCCAAACAAUACCAUCGACCAAUUCAAUGCAUCGUUUAACAUUGGCUAUAUCGAGACCAAUAUAGACUGUAAAUGGAAACAUCCUAUGGAAUAAUGCUAUCAGAGAACAAAACAAAGAACCGAUGACGAGC
Contarinia nasturtii (swede midge) is the source of this 2200-nucleotide messenger RNA. RefSeq names its product neuropeptide CCHamide-1 receptor-like. The record is from RefSeq and is a predicted model, not a curated record. Lineage: Eukaryota; Metazoa; Arthropoda; Insecta; Diptera; Cecidomyiidae. The transcript has 9 exons. The coding region runs from base 748 to 2064 and encodes 438 amino acids. Gene Ontology annotation, cellular component: membrane. Gene Ontology annotation, molecular function: G protein-coupled receptor activity. Gene Ontology annotation, biological process: G protein-coupled receptor signaling pathway.